Cynara cardunculus var. scolymus (artichoke) is the source of this 393-nucleotide messenger RNA. RefSeq names its product proline-rich receptor-like protein kinase PERK9. The record is from RefSeq and is a predicted model, not a curated record. The annotation marks the transcript as partial. The transcript has a single exon. NCBI's taxonomy places the organism in Eukaryota, Viridiplantae, Streptophyta, Magnoliopsida, Asterales, Asteraceae.
AUGGAAAGAGUGAAACGAGCAACCGUGCGUGACCCGUCUCCGACGCAUACAGCCGCACCACCGCCGAAGCAACCGCCUAGCCAGACUCCGCCUGUCGCCACCGCUGCUACUGCCGUACGACCACCCGUCUCAUCGCGAAGACAACCGCCGAGGAAAGGUAAGCGAGUCCCGGUGUCAAAGAAACGAAAGGGUGAGACUUCAACCCUUCUCGUCGAUGAAGACUCCUCGUCUACCCCGCCGUCGCCGUCGCCGAUGCAACCACCACCCACUGCCGCUACUGUCGCUGACAAACCCAACCCACCAGAAUCGCCUAUCAUUGUUCCCCCUUUACAAAUGGUGCCGUCUGACGCUAUUGUGCCCUUCACUGACCACUUGAAGAAAAUCCGAGAUAUG